Pimephales promelas (fathead minnow) is the source of this 6143-nucleotide messenger RNA. It is a transcript of the gene synpo2a, whose product is annotated as synaptopodin 2a. Lineage: Eukaryota; Metazoa; Chordata; Actinopteri; Cypriniformes; Leuciscidae. Gene Ontology annotation, cellular component: nucleus; Z disc; actin cytoskeleton. Gene Ontology annotation, biological process: positive regulation of actin filament bundle assembly. Gene Ontology annotation, molecular function: actin binding. The record is from RefSeq and is a predicted model, not a curated record.
CAGGAGGAUGGGCACGGGGGAGUUUGUGUGCGUGACGCUGCGUGGUGGCGCGCCGUGGGGAUUCAGACUCCUCCAGAACGCGCAAGACCCUCAACAUCCUCUCCAGGUGCUUGAGAUAGAGGAUGGUAGUCCCGCGGCCCUAGCUGGAUUGUGUGAGAAUGAUGAACUGGUGUCAGUAAAUGGAAAGCCUUGCUCUAACCUCAGUCUCUCAGAUGCUAUUGAUCUCAUCGAAACCGCUGCUGACUGUCUACAACUGCUUGUUAAAAGAUGCUGUAGUCAACCUCAAGAGAGCCUUGAAAUGGUUAGUACCACUUUUCAGAUCCCAUCUCCAUCCAGGCUUCAUCCAGACCCUCAGAAACUAUACAUCUCUGAUUCCCAGGAUGAAGCAUAUUAUGGGGAAACAGACAGCGACGGAGAGUUUCCAGUGGGGACUCGAUUGGUCCGUACUCAAGUUCAAAUACCUGCUUCUAGGAAUAAAGGUAGAGGCUCCUAUGCCCAGGAUGGUGGAGACACCAGUUUGGAUGUAACCCCAGGAUCUGUGGUCGAAUUGCAGCUCUCGCUCUCAAAGACCACCCUGAAAGAGCCAGAUUGUGCCGCAUUAGGCAGUGCGUGUGGAUUUGUGGGAGACAUCCAUCAUAAAAAGACGGAUGAGAGCGUCAACUAUACCACCACCGCAUUUUCUCCAGAUAGCCCUCUAUAUAUACCCCGACGAGACCGGCAACCCCUUGGUCAGUGGGGUGUGUUGGUUAGCAAACCCCCUGCUUUGCCGGGACAGGUGGAGGUGACGGUGCAGCAGUUAUCUAAAAGCAGUUCUGGAAAGGAGGGGGUAGAGGCCAGUGGACGGUUGGAUUCUGGUGGGGAAGAAGGAGGGCACAUUGAAGAAACUCCCACCUCUUCUUCUGUGUCCUUUGGACUUCCCUCAGAGGAGUGGGACUCUGAAUCGGAGAGGGAGGUCAACGAGCCCAACAAGCACCGGGCAAGGCACGCCAGGCUCCGGCGCAGUGAGAGCCUUUCAGAGAAGCAGGUGAAAGAGGCCAAGUCCAAAUGCAAGCGCAUUGCUCUCCUGCUGUCUGCCCCUGCCCCCAAUGCUAAUAACAAGGGGGUGUUGAUGUUUAAGAAGCAUAGACAGAGGGCCAAGAAGUAUACAAUUGUAAGCUACGGUACUGGCGAAGACGAGCCAGAUUAUCAGGACGACGAAGACGACAAGGAGGAUCACGCCGUUGAGUUCACUGUUCUAGCCACAAGUGAAACAGAAAUUGAUGAGGAUUUCUUUACCAAUGCCUCAGUUCAGAAAAGCAUUGUGAGCUUUGAUUGGGAUACCGGAUUACUUGAGAUAGAGCGCAAGCUUGACAACAAGCAGGAAAUGGAAGCACUUCCUGAGACCAAGGGAAAAGGAGCCCUCAUGUUUGCCCAGCGCAAACAGCGCAUGGAUGACAUAGUAGCUGAACAUGAAGAAAUGAGACGUAAGGGGAUCCCUGUUGAAGCGAUGCAGGUGCCCGAGACACAUCAAACAUACCAACACAUGGAGGAACGCACUUAUUUAAAUGCACAAGAAACCCAAAAUUACAUGGAUGUAAAUCUACACCACAGCAUAUCAGCUCAAAAGCAGCAACAGCAACAACAUCAUCAGUACCAAGAUCAGUACUAUCAACAACAGCAGAUGCAGCAGCAGCAGCAGUAUCAAGACUACCAGCAGCAACAGCUACAAUACCAGCUACAGCAACAACAGUAUCAACAUCAGCAAGACUACCAGCAACAAAAAAUGUAUCAAAACAUCCAAUCAUCCAAUCAGCAACAACACUUCCAACAGCAGCAAGUGCAACAGUAUUCACAUCAUAUGAAUGGCACGUUCAAUCAGCAAGUGCAGAAUGAAAUGCAGGCUUCAGUCACAAACAGAAGUGCCAAACCAUUUUCAAUUCAAAAUAGAGUGGCCGCUCCAUUUUCAUCCCCCACAAGUGGAGAUAAUCAAGAGCAAUCUGGGUGUUCAUUGGGACAAGGUGAACAGAUUGCUUCCCGUGAUGAGCGUAUAUCUGUGCCUGCUAUCAAGACUGGUAUCUUGCAAGAUACCAGGAGGAGUGCCAACAAACCUAUGUUCACUUUCAAAGAGUCUCCAAAGGUUUCACCUAAUCCUGCUCUGUUGAAUCUCCUCAACAGGAAUGACAAGAAGGCAGGUUUUGAGUCUUGCCCAGAAGAAGAUUAUUUAAGCUUAGGAGCUGAAGCCUGCAACUUUCUUCAGUCUCCUAAGAUGAAACACAAAAUUCCACCACCAGUAGCUCCUAAACCUCACAUUAACCCCGCUUCUCCCCCAUGGUCAAUUCAACAAGAAACUACAGACCAACCCAUCCCAGAGCAAACCGCAAACAGUGUCCCAGUACCUGCAGAAGCUCCAGUCACAGAGGUUGAGGCUGCUCCUGCCCCUGAAACUGGGGCCCCAAUCAUGUCUGAAAUGGAACCUACAUUGGCCCCUGAAUCCCAAAUUAUUCAACACUGUCCUGUACAGCCUGCUCCAGGUAAUGCCUGGAAACAACCAGAAUCUCAGAUGGAGCCGAACCAGCAACCAGAAACCUGGAACGAGAAACAACCCCAGCUCCAAAUUAAUUCUGCUCAUCCUGUCGCACAACCUGUUACACAGCCAGAUCCGUCUGCCAGAUCAUUGGAUCCAGCUCCAACUCAAGGUCAUCGGCAGCCUCCAGUGAGUACUUGGGGUCCAAAUGAGGUCCAAUUGCAAGUCCCAUCUCAAACACAGCCACAAUGGAUGACACAGUCUCAGGGUUCUCCAGAAGUACAAUUGCAAGUGCCUUCUAAAACACAGUCCCAGGCUUCUUGGGUAACACAGCCUCAAAUGUCACCCCUACCCAGGCAUCAACCACAGCCUCAGUCCCAAAUCAAUUCUUGGGUACCAAGGCCAAAUCAGUCAGCCCCAUGGUCUCAGCCCUAUGAACCUGCACUGCCACCAGUUAAUGUUUGGCAACAAGAUCAAAAUCAAGCUCAGGAACAGCUAACCUGGACCCAACAACAACAGUUCCAAGAAUCUCAGGUAAUGCCACAUGGGGCAUCACCCCCUCAGCAACAACCACAGCAUUCUUGGGCUCAACCUCAGAGCCAGUCACAGCCCCAACCACCUUGGGUCUCUCAGGCUAAACAGCAAGAGCCAACACAGCCAUUUGCAAAUGCAUGGACUCAACCACAAGGUCCAGUUCAAGCACAGCCUCCAUGGGCGCAACAAACUCAACCACCACCUCAGCCCACAGCACCAGUGCAGCAACCCAAUUCUUGGCCACCAAUGCCAACCCAGUCCCAACCACAUCCACAGUGGGGACAAGAACCUGCUUCCCAACAACAUCCUCAACAAGUAAUGAACUCUUGGACACCUGAACAGAAUCAAAUUCAGCCUCCCUGGCCUCAGCCAAUGGCACAAACUCAGCCUCAGGCACAUCCUCCAUGGGCACCGAAACUUCAACAGCAAGCAUCAACGCCACCUGUGAGCCAAUGGGUCCCGCCACAAUCUCAGUCUCAACCAGCUGUAAAUGUUUGGGCACCCCAACAUCAGCGAGGUUCAGUUGGAAACAUAGCACAAACUGCAAACCAGAAGUUGCCUCCCCAACAAAUCAAGGCAUGGAGUCCAUCUCAGACCACUCAGCCCACUCCUCCACAACGAAUGAACUCGUAUACCACUGGGACAAAGGUACCAUCACCUGUUCCAACAAGUAGUACUAUGUCAACCUCUGGUUUUGGUUCAGCUUUCGAGAUGCCAGCCUUGAGAGGGAAAGGAGCUGAGCUUUUCGCCAGGAGGCAAUCCAGAAUGGAGAAGUACAUUGUGGAUUCUUCCACAGUGCAGUCAAAUAAGGCAAGACCAUCUUCACCUUCUCCUUCUUUGCCAAAUUCCUUUAAAUAUUCACCAAAUUGCCGGGCUCCCCCACCUUUGGCAUAUAAUCCAAUUCAUUCACCCUCAUAUCCACCAGGUGCUAUCAAGCAGCCUCCCCCCUCUAGCUCUUCAACAACAAACAAGAACAAAAGCAAAGAUAAGGGAAAGCCUGCCCCAAAACCUCUUCAUGUUCUUGAUGUCAUGAAACAUCAGCCCUAUCAGCUGAAAUCCUCCCUUUUCACUUAUGGCCCAGCAGCAGAGAAACUUGCUGCAGAAAAGGAGGCAGCUGAAAAGCUAGCUGCUCAAAAAGCAGCUGAAGCCCAGGCCCAAAUUCAAGCCCAAGCACUAGGUGCUCCAAAUCAAAACCAGCAAAUGACAUUUAACCAAGGUCCUCCCCCUUAUGGUUUUAUGCCACAGCAGGCCCAGCAACCCUAUGGAAUGGCUGAUCAGUCACCUAUGCAUGAUGGCCUUUACCACCAAGUCCCUCCUAAUACUUACCAGCCUGUCCAAAAUGCUUAUCAACAACAUCCUCUUCAAGUCCCAUUUCAACAAGAAUACAACCCCCAACAAACUUACCAACAACCUCCUUUAAAUCCUUACCAACAAGCACCGAGUCCUCCCUACCAACAGCCCUCCCCACCCUCCUAUCAGGCAGGUCCUAAUCAAGCAGUAUAUCAAGCCGGGCCUGCAUUGGCCUACCAACCAGCCCCUAGUUCUUAUGUUGUGCCGUCUUUCCCAGUAGCAGCCAGUGCUGACUCUGUCUCAGGAGGCAGUAUUACUGCUGCUCCAAAGCCCAAAUUUUCAGCCAAGAAGAGUGUGGCUCAGGUGUGGAAGCCAAGCACUGCUGAAAAAUAGAAAUAGUGAUUGUUCCCCUAGUGUUUUACCUUAAGAACUAAGGUAAUAACAAGACCCAAGUUAAGAUUCAGAUACUUUUUGUAGAACAUAUCCAACUUCCAAACCAAAAUAUUGUUUGUUACAAAUUACGUUUAAGGUAUGCCAAAUAAGUAACAAAGAAGAGCGCAUAGACAUUUCAAAAUGACAUCACAUGACGUUAGAAUAAUGCUCCGAUUAAUUCUGAUAUUUUAUGGCCUUGCUACAGGGAAAAAGCACUUGUACUUAACAACAACUAAUUAAAAGUGUUAGACAAUUUUGGUGAAAGGGAAUCAGUGUUGAGUGUGAGUUUGAGAAGAGAAACAUGGAUGCUUAAUGUUGGAAAAAUUAUGGCAGGUGAAAAAAGAGAGAUAGAGAUAAGGGUCUGUUAUGAGGGCUACUGAGUAACUGAUUUGAAAUACAACUUAAGUAAUGUAACCCAGCAAGCAAUUUUAUAUUUAAAAGACGUCUAAUAGCCGUCCAAACACAGCCCUAACGUCUAGGCUAAAACAAGGAAAAAUUUGGCCUGUCAGUAUAAAUUUAAUAGAUGUCUAACCAUGGCCCAACAUCUAACGAGUUUCUCUGGUAAAAAUGACAUGUAACCAAAUUCAAGGUUAUUUUGGCUAGAAGUUACUCAUAACCGGUCUAUAUCGGGUCUAGUUAACCUAGACGAUGAAAAGAACGGCUAUUGCUUGCUGGCAAUCCUUUAAAAACCAAUUAUUAUAUAAUCAUACUUAAAAUGCAUAAAAGGAUUUGCAGUAUCAAGUUUCACACAAGCAUAUGUGUAUAUGAUAAUAUUUUACAAUACCUCAGUAGACCGACAGAAAAAAAUAUAUGAGCGGUUCAAUGAUAUUUGGAAUAUGCAAGUAAACAAUGUAUUAGCUUCUGGCUAACAGUGCAAAGAGAUACUGUAUAACUGAGAGAUAAUGUAUUAUAGUGGAGGUUCAAUCAUAUCUCACCUUCUGAGAAAACAAAAAAACAUUGUUAUAUUUCUAAAUUGUAAUUAAUGUUUUAGACUUUCUUCAUAAAAGAAGAAAUUAAUGUACUCAGUAUGUGAGUACUCAGUAUGUCACUGUUUCAAUGUUUAACUGGUACAUAGUUGGAGAGCUAUUCAUUUUUACUUUUUAUCAAGAUAAGUAGACUUUGUGUAGAUUCCAGUUUAUUUUUUGAGGGAGGAAUUCAUGUUAAGCUUUUUUGUUUGCUUCAAUAUUUUUUUUUUCAUCAGUUCAACUAGAACGUCAAAUAAAACAGAUAUAAGAAGUGGACGAGUUCUAAAACUAUUUAUUUUUAGUUUGACUGCUGUCUUCUGUUCUUUUUGCUGUCUUUUGUUCAUUUUUUGUGUGAUAUUUUCUUCAUAGUACACUAUUUGUAAAAUGUACCGUGCCAUUAAAAUCACUAUUUAAGUUUU